Molecule: messenger RNA, 1151 nt
Organism: Anopheles maculipalpis
Lineage: Eukaryota; Metazoa; Arthropoda; Insecta; Diptera; Culicidae
Exons: 3
Coding region: 84-1151 (355 amino acids)
Source: RefSeq, a predicted model, not a curated record
AUACUUACGGACAGUGGCACACCGUUUCCGGACAGUUCGGUGGAUAGCGGAGACAGUUGCUCUGGCACCAAUCCUCCAUCCCGAUGAAGCUGCGGUUCUCGCGCCAACAAGGGAUGACGUUUCGCGUACUGUUCGGGAUACUGUGUCUAGGGGCACAGGCAUUCCUACGUCUGCACGGCGCAUCGAGUGCAACCGAUGAGUCCAGUCAGGUCACAGCUCAGCAUGUGGGCGAAAACUGUGAGCAUCACACCACAACAACCAGCCAGUUCGAGGAGUACUUCGAUAUGGAUCAAAUCGGCAACAACCGGUCCGAGCAGAACGUCGUAGACCUGACACUGUUCAUACAGGUGCGCAACAUGCAGGAAGAGUUGGCGAUCCUUCUCUCCGCUAGCAACCGGUCACGCCAACAUCCCGAUUACGGCCGAACGUAUGAGGUGCGCAUCAGCAACGUGUACACCGUUAUCUACAAGGAAACGCUCCGGAUGUCCGCCCAUCACAGCCACAACUUUAACUUUUUCCCGGGCGAACAGUUCCGGCUACGGAUCCAAAUUACACGCGCAGGCCACAUUACCGUCUCCAUACCGGGGCUGCAGAAGUCACUCAUACUGACCGUGCACGACGAACGGCCACCGAUCGAAGUUUCUUACAUUAGCUUCGGCUCGCGCAUGAACGCCUACCCGGUGACGUUCUACUUCAACUGUGUUGACGCAGCGUUGGGCACACCGGCCCAACGGAAGCUACCGAUCGAACCGAUUGACGGGCAAGAAUCGGAUUCCCCGCGGGGCGAACAACAACCUGCACCACCAUCGCAAUCGAUGCACGAUGCCGAGGAGGCUAGUAUUAUGGCGCACCGUGCAACCGAUGACGACCACGAUGAGCAGGACGAAGAAUCCGGUGAUGAUGAUAGCGCUGGACAGCGACAGGACACAUCGAGCGAUCAGGCCACCAAAUGUCCCGUCUGUCCCAAGCCGGAAAAGUGUGAGGUGGUGGUGAAGGCUUGCUCCGACACCUCCAAGGAUCUCUUGAUGCAGGCGUCCGGUGCGGAUAGCGAGAAGCAAAAGUAUUUCUUCUACUUCAACGUUUACCUGAGCAGCAAGGGUGAGAAAGGCGGCAAGGUACCGGUGGCCGACGCCACCAAUCAGAUCGCAUAG